This is a messenger RNA of Baudoinia panamericana UAMH 10762, 1191 nucleotides long. RefSeq lists its product as uncharacterized. The record is from RefSeq and is a predicted model, not a curated record. Gene Ontology annotation, molecular function: monooxygenase activity; FAD binding. Bases 1 to 1191 code for a protein of 396 amino acids. The transcript has a single exon. NCBI's taxonomy places the organism in Eukaryota, Fungi, Ascomycota, Dothideomycetes, Mycosphaerellales, Teratosphaeriaceae.
AUGGCGGCUGCACUUGGCCUAAUCAAAGCUGGCCAUCAGGUGGUCGUUUAUGAACGCUAUUCGCACGCGCGGCCCGCUGGGAGCAUUCUCAAUCUCUGGCCUCCCCCCAUCAAAGCGUUAGAAGACAUGGGUGUUGAUAUCAAGGAGAUCGGUGCUGGAUGCAGUACCUCAUUCUGGAGUUCUUCUGGCGUCAAACGAUGCGAGGUCAAGAUUCCUACAGGUAUAGGAGCGGAGUACGGCGGUGGUUUCGUUGGGCUUCUUCGACCUGACCUGUACUCACGCAUGCUCGAUGCGUUGCCCAAAGAUACUAUUAAAUUCAACCACAACGUGACUGAAAUAUCCGACAAGGGAGACAAUGUCCUUUUGACUUUCGCUGACGGCACCAAGGUAGAGACUCCGGUACUUAUCGGCGCGGAUGGGAUUGAGUCCUUCACCAGGCGCUAUCUUUGGGGCCCUCAGGACAAGCGACCGCACAACCUCUUUGUCUAUGGAGGCUACACGCUUCAUGAGGACUUCAAUAAUGCGGAUAGUGAGGUCAGAAUCAUUCAUAGCCCAACAACACAGUGUGCGGUGACUGCAAUAAAGAGCAAGGGGCGGAGAGGAGUCCAGUGGUGGUUUGUGGAAGGCUGGCCAGAUGACAAGCCUGUUCCAGAGAGUGGCGAACAAGUUCACCAGCGGGCUGUUAAGCAAGCCGCAGAGUCUUUUCCUACCGUAGCCGACGUUGUCAGAAAAACUCCCGCGACCCAAACACAGAUUUGGAAAAUCCGGGACCUAAAACCAAUCCCGCAUUGGUCGAAAGGUCGCAUAACAUUGGCCGGAGAUGCGGCGCAUGCGACAUCGCCCUAUGCCGCGUAUGGUGCUGGCAUGUCAAUUUGUGAUGGAUACUUCUUGGGCCAGUUACUCCAUGGCGUCGAAUUGAGCGACAAAUCUGCCGUGAGUGAAGCGCUUGUGCAGUACGAGAGAUGCCGGAUGGCCCAUACUUACGAACAGGUGAACUUGGCAUACUUCAACGGCCAAUUCUUUCACCACACGCCAUGGUAUCUCCGAUUCUUCCGCGAUGCACUCCUCAAUUGGACGCCUUUCAUGCAAUGGGUGGUGGGUGACCGCAAUGCAAAUUCCAUUCUCGCCCAGCUGGAUGAGAUGGGGGACGGAAUCCUCAAGCCAGCACCGCAUAGAGUGACAGUAGCUUGA